Psylliodes chrysocephalus is the source of this 601-nucleotide messenger RNA. NCBI's taxonomy places the organism in Eukaryota, Metazoa, Arthropoda, Insecta, Coleoptera, Chrysomelidae. The record is from the annotation of a GenBank genome assembly.
UCUCCUUUAAUUUUUUUCGUAAUAGUUGGCUUCUGACUUAUUUAUGAAUCGUAUUUUUUGACGUUCCACAUCGGCAGUUUUAACAUCAUCAUCGAAAUGAAGAACUCCAGCGAUAUAUUCUUUCUGAAGGAGAGCGAAAAUCCCAGUAACGAUUUGUGGUCGAUAAAAGGUAUCAGUCCCAUGAAAAUCAGACGGAGACCCAGCACCGCACAAAACGACUGUUUCGAAUAUGGUCGCAAUGUACUUAACGGCAGCGAUAUGGAUAAAGCUGUAGAGAAGAAUGAGGUGGGCGAAAUUCCUUCUAAUGAAGAUCAGGCUGGUAACGCUGGCAAACCAGCAGUUGGAACGAUCAGCAAUAUAGAGUGCCGACAGCAAAAAUCUUUGGUUAAAAAAACUGUGCCCAGACAGUCCGAUGAAGUGUCCAGUUCCAACAUGGCUCGGAAUCCAAUCACUGGAUUGGGAAUGGAUAUAAACGAGUAUAAAUUUCCGAAAUUGUGAAUCUGGUGCUUUCGUUUCGAUUUAAAAAUUACGGUUUUUAAGCUUUUAUUGGCAGAUUACAGCACUGAUUCAAUGUAUGUUUAUUGGGACCAAAAUAUACUUC